Messenger RNA from Trichobilharzia regenti, 2344 nucleotides. The record is from the annotation of a GenBank genome assembly. Lineage: Eukaryota; Metazoa; Platyhelminthes; Trematoda; Strigeidida; Schistosomatidae.
GUUCGGUACGAAUUUGCGUGCUUCAUUUAUGUGCUCGUUUGACUGAGAUGUUACUCUUACUGAUUUUUCAGCCGAAAAACUGUUAACACCAUUUAGAAUCUUAGAAAAAGAUUUCAAGGGGGUACACAUUGUAUCCAACCUACACUUCUGAUGCACAGCGGAGAAUGUAUACGUUAUUUAUUCCUGGCUUUUAAGUAUCUGAAUUCGAAUAGUAGGAGGAAUUUUAAUUAAAACUUAUUCCAGGUUGUUGGGAUCUGGCGUUUGUAAAUCAUAUUGUCCCGGCAUCUAAUUAUUUAAAACCCCUGGUGUGUGAUAUGGUAGAGGAGAUCUUCGAAUGUAGCUGCCCGUUCAUAACCUCUGCCAUGAAACUCACGGUGACUGAAUAAAGCAGUUUAUUCUCACAAAAUGAAAGUUUCGGAAACAAAGGAGGUAUUCCCUAAAAUCCUGUCUAGUACAUCCUAGUUUGGUUUCUCGAACAGAUACGCGCGUAUUUGUCAUGUAGAAAAAGACGUUAUAUGUGUAAUUUCUGUAUUUGGUGUAUUUAUGAGCAGUCGGAAUCUGCCCAUAUUUGCCAGCAGAGGUGAAGUAUGCAUUUUGCUGUCUGCCAUAUAGAUGUUAUGGUUAUGGUCUUUCAAACAGCCCUGGAACACAGUAAAGCACUGUAAAGAACAGCUGAGUUGAAUUGUACAUUAAUACUUGUCCACAAUAAGGCGUUACAUUUGGCCAAGUACUUAAGAACUCGUAGUCCUUACACGGCAUAUUCUUUGUCUGGUGGUCGGGUCAGUGUCAAAACAUAUGAUGAUACAUCAAACAGAUUCUGAAGAUAUUGUUGAAGAGAGAGUAAUCAAUGAAGAGUAUAAGAUUUGGAAAAGAAAUACACCUUUCUUAUACGAUAUGCUUAUGUCACAUUGUCUAGAAUGGCCAAGUCUAACUGCUCAAUGGUUACCAUCUGUAGAAAAGACUGGAAGAGAUUAUUCUGUUCACCGUUUAAUACUUGGGACUCACACGUCAGAUGAACAAAAUCACCUACUGAUUGUUACAGUUCAUCUACCAAAUGACCAAGCAGAAUUUGAUGCGAGUGCGUAUGAUAGUCAACGGGGUGAUUUUGGUGGAUUUUAUUUUCCAUCUGGCAAGUUGGAAAUAUCGAUGAAAAUAAAUCAUGAAGGGGAGGUUAAUCGUGCUCGGUUUAUGCCACAAAAUUCAGAUAUAAUAGCUACUAAAACACCAAGUGGAGAUGUUUUAAUAUUUAAUUAUCCAAGUCACCCUCCGAAAUCAUCAUUGGACCGAGGUUGUCAACCAGAUUUACGUCUUAAGGGUCAUCAAAAAGAAGGUUAUGGAUUGUCUUGGAAUGUAUCACUAAGUGGUCAUCUUCUUUCAGCCUCUGAUGAUCAGACAAUAUGUUUAUGGGAUAUUAAUGCAGCACCACUAGAUGGUUGUAAUCUGAAUGCUAUGGCUAUCUUUACAGGACAUCAUUCAGUUGUAGAAGAUGUUUCAUGGCAUCUUUUUCAUGGCCAUGUUUUUGGAUCGGUAGCUGAUGAUAAUAAACUUAUGAUUUGGGAUACACGUAGUUCAAAUCGUAGUAAACCACAACAUCAAGUUGAUGCGCAUACAGCUGAAGUUAACUGUCUGGCUUUCAAUCCAUUUUCUGAGUUUAUUAUUGCAACAGGCAGUGCAGACAAGACGGUCGCUCUUUGGGAUCUACGCAAUCUGCGAUUGAAACUGCAUUCUUUUGAAUCUCAUCGAGAUGAAAUAUUUCAGGUCCAAUGGUCACCACAUAAUGAAACAAUACUUGCUAGUUCAGGUACUGACCGACGUCUUCAUGUUUGGGAUUUAAGCAAAAUUGGUAUCGAUCAGACUCCUGAAGAUGCAGAUGAUGGUCCACCUGAAUUAUUAUUCAUACAUGCUGGGCAUACAGCAAAGAUUUCCGACUUUUCAUGGAAUGUUAAUGAUCCAUGGACUAUUUGUUCUGUUUCUGAGGAUAAUAUUUUACAAAUUUGGCAAAUGGCUGAAAAUAUAUAUAAUGAUGACGAAAUAGAUUUGGGCAAUAUGGAUCUUGAACAACAUCGCUAACUCAUCAUUAUAUGUGUGUGUUCACCUCUUUUCUUCUGAUUCAUUGUUUGUUUCAUAUUUUUUAUGUGUUAAAUUGUAAAAAGAGAGAGAUUUUUGAAAAAAAGGAACUGCAUUUCCACUUUCUGUGCAUUUAGUCUUCUGCGUCAUUCACAAGCAUACCUUUUUGUGUUCUUAAAGCAAGAUGCCUACAACUGUAUACAUGUGUAAAUCUUUUUGAAAAAAAUAAAUCUAUGCAAGUUACAAGUCACAUUAUGCAUGAUAAAUGAUUCCUUCG